This is a messenger RNA of Phytomonas sp. Hart1, 1272 nucleotides long. NCBI's taxonomy places the organism in Eukaryota, Euglenozoa, Kinetoplastea, Trypanosomatida, Trypanosomatidae. The record is from the annotation of a GenBank genome assembly.
AUGGAGGGGAUUGACGAGCCGACGCGGCCGAGGGCGUGGGAGGACGAGCAGGACGGCCCCAGCCUUCCCCGGCCGUCCCCCGCGCUGCCCGCCUGGGCGCUCUCCGACGCCGCGCGGGCGGCCCGGGACGGGAAAAGCCCCCCCGAAGACGAGGCCGCGGAGGGCGAUUUCGAAGGAAAUGCGGGUUGGGCCUCGGGGCGGAAGCGGGCGCGUUCGGACGGCCUCUCCGCGCUCCUCUCCCGCACGACGCCGUUGUUGGAGGCGAAAAGUCGGGCGACUCCCGCGGGGGCGGUGGCGGUGGGCGCCGUCCUGCCCCUCCCCCGGGACGCCGCGCGGGUGAUUCAAUGGCACCCCAACGGCCAGCUCGUCCUUGUGGGGGGCAAUCGCCAUCUCUACAUCUUCCACACCGCGGGCAAACUCGUCGAGCGACUUUCCAAGCUGGAGAUCGGCGCCCGGGUGGAAAGCGCCUGCCUGACAAGCUCCGGUGAGGAGGCGUUGGUGGUCGGCCGGGAUUCCUACAUUCCCCAGAUCGUCUCUUUGUCGACGGAGCGGCUGACGGCGCUGCGGUUUUUGGAUACCCGCGGGACUGCGGAGUACCGCAAUGGCCGGCGGGAUCAUUCGAAAAAGGAUUUCACCAUCACGAAGCUCGCCGUGCGGGCGGGGGAUUCGUCGACAUCGAUGCUCGCCCUCGCGAGCGGGCGGACGGUUAAAUUGGCCUCUCUUCGCACCGCCAGCGUCCUCGGUGGUCUCGCUUUUGACGACCCUGUUUGCGAUCUUUGCUUUCCCUCCGCCACGACCCUCGCGAUCGCGGCGGGGCGAAAAGUUUUGCUCUACGAUAUUCGAAAAACGGCAACGUAUGUCUCCACCUUUAAGGACGACGCGAUUUUGGACAUCACAAGUUUUGCCUGGGGGCCGCGUUCGCUCGUGUUGGGCUCCUCCAGUGGGGUCGUCAGCCUCUACGAGGAGGACGGGAAAGGGACGACCCCGGGGGACGGGGGGGGAUUUUCCCUCGUGAAGGGGUUUAUGAACCUGACGACGGCGAUUCAUGGGAUUUGUCUGGGGAAGGACCGCGGUGGCGAGCCCCUUCUUGCGUUUUUCUCACGCUCGCAGAAGGCGGGCUUUCGUUUGGCUUCUUUGCCCUCCUGCGUUGUCGUCCCCGGCUUCCCGUGGACGACGAUGCGGCAUGGCUUCGUACAAUCUAUGGCGAUGGCCCCGACACUUCCGAUUCUUUCCGUGGGAGAGCGACAGAAGGUGACGAAUUAUAUUCUUUAA